ACAACAACAACAACAAUUAUAAUAACCAUUAUUUCUAAUUGCUCCUACAACUCCAGACUAUUUGAUUUUAUAACAAAAAAUGUCGUCAUUCAACUAUGGAUAUGCAAUGGGUAACGUCCUGCGAUAUGACUUGACAUGGGUGGGCAACCCAGAUUUGUAGCAUUAACGGUAGCGUUGUAUUUUUAACAUAUUAUAUAUAGGUGAUAUGCCUGGCGAGAGGCGUAUUGUCACUCCGCCAAUGCUGGGAGAAAAGAUCUCGCUUUCACUUGGUCACACCUCCACAUUUGUAUUUUUAGGAACUAAGGCAGAGAUCCUUGAGUGGUUCAGGACAGUAGGCCCUACCAAGACAAUCCAAGCAACAGUGUUCAAUAAUCGUCCACCAUUGGAUCUUGUCUUUGAUCUUUUUCAAGUGACCAAUCCAGACAUGACAUGGACACAAUACUAUCAAUCGUUUUAUCGAUCAGACCCUACAUUGGAACGAUAUCGAUUAGAAAUCCGACCUGAACAACCCAAGAUCGACUCAGAGCUAGAGCCAUUGUAUAGGAUGUAUGCCAAGAGUGGCGUUUGUUUAGGGGAUAUGGCUGAUGCAUUGGAGAAGAAAUGGUCGCAACCACCUGUGAAGUCUUAUCUGGAUAUGGCAAAGGAAAUGUUUAUGGAAAGAGAAGAAGCCACCGAUCAUGCACAGGAAGUCGCUGCGGAGACCAAGAAAAUAGAUGAACAAGAACAUGAUGUUGAAUUAGAAGACGUAGUUGUUAAGGUGCCAACGGAGAACAGCAGCCGCCCAUGAAAAGGCAGAAUAUAAAUUAUAUAAAAUGUUGCGACAACCCAAUAUCCUGGAAACAGGAGCUUGUGUG
Lobosporangium transversale is the source of this 854-nucleotide messenger RNA. RefSeq lists its product as hypothetical. NCBI's taxonomy places the organism in Eukaryota, Fungi, Mortierellomycota, Mortierellomycetes, Mortierellales, Mortierellaceae. The record is from RefSeq and is a predicted model, not a curated record. The coding region runs from base 206 to 787 and encodes 193 amino acids. The transcript has a single exon.